UUCCAAGCCUUUGUAGCCUCGCCCCCGAUACUACUGAGUCGAGAGAACUGACUUGUUUAGUGUGUGACGAGGAACCAAAAUAAAAACUAGCGCUAAAAAACCCUGCUCCUGUACGUCUUCUCAGCGAUUGUCACGGGAUUUCAAUGUUCAUCCUGUUUGUUUGUUUCCGUGCAGAUCCGGCCCGCACAUUUAUGGCGUUUGUGAGUGGAGACUUCUGCCAUGCUCAGCACCUCAGCAUUGUGAACAAGUGAAUCAUCAGCCCCCCACGGGACUACGCUACCCAGAAACCCCCCUGACAGCUAGCACUGAGCCCUGCCUGUCUCUCCUGAAUCCUCCUGGGAUUACGCGUAGUCCUCAGCCUGAGCGCAAACAAGUUCUCUCUUCUACCCCAGCCACUUUCUGUCUCUACAGUCAAUCCAAAACACCUCUCCUGAAUGGGCCGUCUUGCCAACAUGAACCGCCCUGCCGCUGUUGAAAUUACCUACGAGUGCAUGAGAUUCCUCAUCACGCACAACCCUACCAACUCAACCCUCAACAAGUUCACAGAGGAACUGAAGAAAUUUGAGGUAAACACAGUUGUGCGCGUGUGCGAGGCCACUUAUGACAAGGCGCCUGUGGAGAGGGAGGGCAUCCAGGUCCUGGACUGGCCCUUUGAUGAUGGAGCUCCACCCCCCACCCAGAUUGUUGAUGAUUGGCUAAAUUUGUUGAAGACCAAGUUCCGUGAUGAACCGGGAUGCUGCAUUGCCGUGCACUGUGUUGCGGGAUUGGGCCGAGCACCUGUACUUGUGGCCUUGGCCCUGAUUGAGAGUGGGAUGAAGUAUGAGGAUGCAGUGCAGUUUAUCCGGCAAAAGAGACGUGGAGCCUUCAACUCCAAACAGCUUCUUUACCUCGAAAAAUACAGACCCAAGAUGCGCCUGCGGUUCAAAGAUGCCAAUGGUCACAACUGCUGCAUCCAGUAAUGUGCCAGUUGUAUACAACUAAUGGGGAAAAAAUUACCUAGUGCAAGCUGUGGGUAAUUAAUAUGAUGGUUAAUAUUCUGAGUCAUGACUAAUCGAAAUACCGAGAUGUAACAAAUUAAAUCUGAUCUGUGGAUUCACAAGCUGAAUGAAUGAGAGAGGUCAAAGCACACAGAUAUGGCUGCCUCCUGGUUACCAGUGUACCAGUCAUGGAUAUAACACACAGCAGUUCCUCAUGACAUCCCAAUGUCCAAUCAUGGGAUAACUUUUUAUUCUCCAUUAUUCUGAAAUGAAUUAUUUUACCAUUAUGAAAAGAUGUGUGCUUGUGUAAUGCUUUUGGUUGUUGAUUAAAUUGAACAUUGGUGUUAUAAUUGGACAAAAGGAUAUACACACUUUUCAAAAUCAGACAAUAACUUGUUUUAUUAAAACAAUAUUUUUAGUUGCUGAAAUGGACCAAAAGAGCUCUUUUCUCCGUUUUCUGAAGUCACUUUUAAUUUAGGGUCAGGAUGGGUUUUAAUGUCAACUGUAUUUAUUCACUAGAAAUAUCGAGUCUUGUCAGGCGUAUGGUUGGGGCCAGGACACUUUUCCCCCUCUUACAGAGCCAUGUUCUUUCAUUUUAGUUUUCUGAAUCUCUGGGGAGUGCAAUAUUCAGUCCAAUUUAGAAAAGCAAUCAUUCUUUAGGACUAUUCUACAUGCGUGCACACACACAUACACAAACACACAGGAGAAUAGCUUGAUUUAGGUACUUUUUAAUUGCCAUGUAUGCUUACUCUAGUAGUGGGUCAGUUAAAGGCUUUGCUGUAGGCCUGACUGUCCAUACACUGUUGCUGUGACCCUAUUGUUCAGCCCAUAGGCACACUCAAGGAAAUGACAGAUGGGAAACUUUUUUUUUUAUUAUUAUUUUAUUUUAUAAAUCUUUGCCCACAUUUUGAAAAGAGCCCCAUCUUGUUUUUAAAACGAAUAAACAAUUGAUAUGAACUCA
Molecule: messenger RNA, 1938 nt
Organism: Tachysurus vachellii
Lineage: Eukaryota; Metazoa; Chordata; Actinopteri; Siluriformes; Bagridae
Gene: ptp4a2b
Product: protein tyrosine phosphatase 4A2b
Exons: 7
Coding region: 435-959 (174 amino acids)
Biological process (GO): protein dephosphorylation
Cellular component (GO): nucleus
Molecular function (GO): protein tyrosine phosphatase activity
Source: RefSeq, a predicted model, not a curated record